Molecule: messenger RNA, 660 nt
Organism: Cylindrotheca closterium
Lineage: Eukaryota; Bacillariophyta; Bacillariophyceae; Bacillariales; Bacillariaceae
Source: the annotation of a GenBank genome assembly
AUGCAAUCAAUGAUGGAAAGCCCCGAUAUCAACCCAGGUUUCAGCUCUGAUAAGUCUGUUGUUACUGUCUCUUCUUCUUUUUCUUCUGUGAUAACAGUAGGACGAGAUGAGAAGGAACUCCGGUCUCGUUUGCUCAACAAACUUGGCAUCCACGAUUCCUCUGGUUUUUCCGCCCAACCCAUGACAGCUGCUCAAAACCGACGAGUGCGCAUUUUGAGAGGCAUGGGAGUGGGAUACACAACCUUCAAGUCACCUCCCGAUGGUUCUGCGACCCGAUCGCAAGUGGAGGGCGUCGUUCGAUCCAAAGAACCGCUGAAGUCGGACACCAAGUCUGACUCAUCCACAAAUGGGCUUGGCGACAAAAAGACAAAGAUUGCCUUUCAAGACGAAGUUGAAAUCCUACCAAUUCCUACCAGACACGAAUAUAGCGACAGAAUCAAAUCACGAAUAUGGAGUAACAGAUAUGAACUACAAGAAAAUGCGGAGCGAAAUGCGGUGGAAUUCGCUGCGGAAGGAUGGAACUGGCGAAAUGUCACAGAGGACGAGGGCAUGUACAUUUGUUCGGCCAGUGGGGAACUUGUGCAUCCCGCAUGGGUAGGGGAUAUACCUAGAGCGGAAGAAGCACCACGAUUAGACCGGGGUGGUCCUGUUGUCAGCUAG